AUGAAUUACAAAGUGGAGCAGCUCCAAAAUUACAAAUUCAACAAAAUCAAUGACAGAUUCAAUGAUGAAUCACAAACGGGUAUAGACAAGAGCAAAUGGAUUGUCAAUCUCUCCAACAGACAACUCACGACAGAAGAAACAAACCUUCUAUCAAAAGGAAUGAAUUUCUGUAUGACACCAGCUUCAAUUCCAAAGAAGGAAAUAGUUGCGAAAGUGGAAGAGGCAAUUAAAGAUCUACCAAAAGAAGAGGCAGACACAGUAAGAGCUAAAGUAAGCCUCACGCUACAGAAAAGCAAAACACCAAAGGACAAUUUGCAAAAAUCUGAAAGAUUGUCAUUGAAGAAUCUAAAGAAGGACAAAGAUAUCAUAAUCCUACCGGCAGACAGGGGGAGAACAACGGUUAUCAUGAAUACACCUGACUACAUCGACAAGUGCAACGAACACAUCAACAACGGGCCUUACAAACUUCUCAAGAAAGAUCCUACAGAAGUUAUCAAACGAGAAGCGAGGAACAUCUUAAUGGAGUUGAAGAGAAAGGAAUACAUCGACGAUAAGCAGUAUUACCGACUGAAACCUUGUGACGGACCACCACUGCGAUUUUACGGACUACCAAAAAUCAUAAACAGGGAAAUCCAAUUCGACCAAUAG
This is a messenger RNA of Hydractinia symbiolongicarpus, 648 nucleotides long. RefSeq lists its product as uncharacterized. The record is from RefSeq and is a predicted model, not a curated record. Bases 1 to 648 code for a protein of 215 amino acids. Lineage: Eukaryota; Metazoa; Cnidaria; Hydrozoa; Anthoathecata; Hydractiniidae. The transcript is spliced from 2 exons.